AUGCUGAAAGAAGCGGACGUAGGUAUUACUGAAUACAUGGAUGCAAGUGUGCCCGCAUUCACAGCUAUCAUCAAGCAGAGAUUUUCAGAUUUCCAGGUUCGAGAAGUCCGUCCUGACGGUACCGUCUGUCGAAUUCUGUCCUUACACCCUCCCGAUGGCCCUCUCAAGGAGUUUCUGAACCAAGAGACGGCAGAGGAGGAGAACCCUGAAUUAACGCGUCAUCGGCUUGAGAAAGAGCGCGAGGAGGCACAGCAAAAGAAGCGGGAUGCACAAGAGCUAGAAGACGAUCGCACAUGGCCUGACGGUGCCGACAACAGACUGGAAGGGGACGGCUGGUCAACGGAGAAGAUUGCAGAGAUUAGAACACUGUGGGAGGCAGGUCGCGCCGUUCCCAAGGGACUUCCGCAGCCAAGCUCUUCUACGAACCCUGAGCAAAGCUCAUCGAAAGGUGCCCAGCCCCGUGACAAGCGCAAAGGCGAUCGAGAUGGCGGAGCAUCGUCUCGAGAUUCGCGCUUUGUUCUGUCCGAAGGGAGCAGCGAUAAAGCCCAGCGCUCUAAAGCGCACGCCUCGAUUCGAGAGCUAUUCCACGGGCAGCUCAUCACUGAGACGGCGGACGACGAUGACGCUAUGAAUGCUACGACUGACAUGUUCGUCGUUGUACGGUGGGGAGCCAAGGGUUCAGGGCGCCGUGACCGUGACAAUCGCGCCCCUGGUGGAGCCGACAACAACCCACCUUACAUUCAAUUCAUGCUUCAAAAGACCAAUCGCGACCUUUCGGAUGCCCUUGGGAUCUUGACGCGCAAUCUCGGUCUACAUGCAAAGGGCGGAUCUGUCAGCAAAGACUUGAACAUGGCUGGCACCAAGGACAAGCGAGCCGUUACUGUACAAGCCAUCACCCUCAAACGUGGGCGUAAGACUCUAGAAGAUGUCUGGCUGCAGGCUCAUCUGGUCUCACUAGAUGGGCUACGAACACGGGUUAGCGACGCCCUUGAUCAACGCGGAGAGAGGGGUAUCCGAAUCGCGCACCUUGAAUACGUCGAUGUACCGAUGCGUCUUGGUAUGUUGAAGGGCAACGAAUUCGUUAUCACUCUCCGCAAUGUCAAACUGGCGCAGAAGUCUGACGCGGAGGAGCCGCCAGACUUGCAGCAAACGCUCGACCGAGCUGUCGACGUUAUUCGACAGAGAGGAUUUAUCAACUACUUUGGUCUUCAGCGCUUCGGGACAUCUGACGUCUCAACACAUUCGGUUGGUGUCGCUAUCUUCAAGCGCGACUACAAGCUUGCAGUCGAGACGAUCAUGGCUGAUCGGUCGGGGGACAGCGAGGAAGCCACCAGGGCCCGCAGACUUUAUCGUGAAGGCAAGUACGGACCCGCUCUUGACGUCAUGCCGCGACACUAUGUUGCUGAGCGAGGCAUCUUGGGCAAGAUGGUACAAGACGUGAAGAGGAAGCCCGCCGGUACACCCCUCAAUGACUGGGUCGCCUACUUGCAAGGAGCCCCACGCACGUUGCGUAUAAUGUACGUGCAUGCGUUCCAGUCGCUCGUCUGGAACACGAUGACUUCGCAACGGAUGCGUAUGUCGCAGUCGCCAAUGCCGGGGGAUCUCGUCAUCAUGGACGGUCCCGAGGCUGCGGGCGGGGACGCAACAGACCUGCCACAAGAUAGCGAUGAGGCAGACAUUGAAGGAAGUGGUGAAGGUGAGGGCGAAGAAAAUGCAUCCAAGGGCCCACCGCGAGUGCAAGUCAAAGUGCUCGCAGUAGAGGACCUACCCAACUACACCAUGCAUGACAUCGUCAUGCCGCUGCCAGGCUCAGACGUGCACCUCUCUGGCUGGCUGCAAGGAGCAUAUGAGGACUUGCUCGCAAAGGAAGGCUUAAAAGCAGAAGAUAUAUACUCGUCCUCGUAUCCGGAAUAUGCCAUGCAAGGCGCGUACCGCAAGGUCCUUGGCAAACCGAAGAAUGUCCGAGCGUCCUUUCUACGAUACUUUGACCCGGACAUCGACCUUGCCAUCUCUGACGAGGACCGGCUGCUCGGGUAUCCUGAACCGCAAAGCGAUCCGAAGGGCCCUUUUGUUGCCCUGCAGCUCACUUUCGAGCUCGGAGUCAGUGCAUAUGCUACCAUGGUCCUGAGGGAAGUGCUCAAAACGGACACUAGCCCGGAGAGUCAGAAAGCCCUGACGAUGCAGAGCGAGGAUCAGGCGUACAAGGGAUCGGGGGGCGGCGGGGGGCGCAGGGACGUCAAUGCCAUUCAGCCAAAGCGCAAACGCGCCUGGGGUACGUCGGGUGUUGCGGCUAGUCCUGCGUCAAGUUCAGCAGAACACGCUGCUGGCGCCGACAGUACCUCAGCCAUCGAAUCCGGCGCGCGGGCUGAAGCCCCUGAGGAGCAGCCCCAGCCUGACAUGUGCACUUGA
This is a messenger RNA of Tilletiaria anomala UBC 951, 2409 nucleotides long. RefSeq names its product tRNA pseudouridine synthase D. The transcript has 5 exons. Gene Ontology annotation, cellular component: nucleus. The coding region runs from base 1 to 2409 and encodes 802 amino acids. The record is from RefSeq and is a predicted model, not a curated record. Lineage: Eukaryota; Fungi; Basidiomycota; Exobasidiomycetes; Georgefischeriales; Tilletiariaceae. Gene Ontology annotation, molecular function: pseudouridine synthase activity; RNA binding. Gene Ontology annotation, biological process: pseudouridine synthesis.